Molecule: messenger RNA, 1865 nt
Organism: Tyto alba (common barn owl)
Lineage: Eukaryota; Metazoa; Chordata; Aves; Strigiformes; Tytonidae
Gene: GOLGA7
Product: golgin A7
Exons: 5
Coding region: 122-535 (137 amino acids)
Biological process (GO): Golgi to plasma membrane protein transport; peptidyl-L-cysteine S-palmitoylation; protein targeting to membrane
Cellular component (GO): palmitoyltransferase complex; Golgi stack
Source: RefSeq, a predicted model, not a curated record
CGGCGCGUGCGCUAGGCGGCACUUCCGCCCUUUCCUUAGCCCGGAGUCGUCCCGACGCUUUCGCGACAGCCGUAAGUGAGCGGCGGCCGGCGGAGCGGAGCGGAGCGGAGCGGGCGGCGGGAUGAGGCCGCAGCAGGCGCCCGUGUCGGGCAAGGUGUUCAUCCAGCGCGACUACAGCGGCGGGACGCGCUGCCAGUUCCAGAGCAAGUUCCCGGCCGAGCUGGAGAACCGGAUUGAUAGGCAGCAGUUUGAAGAGACUGUCCGAACGCUGAAUAACCUCUAUGCAGAAGCUGAAAAACUCGGGGGCCAAUCUUACCUUGAAGGAUGUCUCGCCUGUCUGACUGCCUAUACCAUCUUUUUGUGCAUGGAAACGCAUUAUGAAAAGGUUCUAAAGAAAAUUGCCAAGUUCAUUCAGGAACAGAACGAGAAGAUCUAUGCUCCUCAGGGCCUCCUUCUGACAGACCCCAUUGAAAGAGGAUUAAGAGUCAUUGAAAUUACCAUUUAUGAAGACAGAGGUAUGACAAGUGGAAGAUAAAACUGUGGAGACUCAGAUAGCUCAACAGUGGACUUGCUGUAUCAAAGUUCCCCUACCUCCUACUUUAGAGCAUCAUUCCUUUCUCUGCUGCCAGAUCCACAGUGCCAUCUACUACAAGGACUAACUUCCUAAAACUGCUCCACAUGGGGAGACUGAGCUGGUCAGCAUCCAUUUUACGGCGAACUUUUAAGCAAUGAGAUCACUUUUUAUUUGUUUUGUUUAGUUGUUUUGUUUCGUUUGUGCUUUUUUUUUUUUUUUUUUCAAGAAAAAGCAGAAGUGGUACAGCUACGUACUCUUCUGAAAGAAACGGGGCACUUAGCCCAACAGAAGUCUAGUUUUAGUCACAUAAGUGCAGUGCUGUUCCUCCCUAGUUCUUAAACCGUUCUGUACAUCAAUCAGGCCUUGGAAAGCUACAAGUCAGAGUUGGGAAUUUUUCAGAAACAAGGCCUUCCCUCCAGUUGAGUAUUGGAGUGAGGGGAUACACAAUGCCUCUGUCUGGCAAAAAGUGACUCAAGGCAUAGAGCAUUUUACGUUUCCUGUGCUGAUUCUCAUGGAAAACCAGAAGGCAAAGUGAUGUUUGUUUUAAUGUUUUGGCUGUUCCUAGGAGGGGGAGGAAUAGUUGGACUUUAAUGCUGGUGUUUUCUCUACUACUGUAUCUGUGCUGUUAUUGCAUCUGUCAGUGCUCACCAGAAGAGGGGGGUCUUUUCAUUCAUAAAACAGUAAGUACAAUAAAAUGGAUGCUGAACCAAUAAACGUAACAAUUCCUACCCUACUCUGAUUAAUAUGUGAAGUGUAAAACUGUUUCUUUAUGGAUUUAUAAUUUAUAGGAGAACAUUUGAUUUCACAAACUGUUAGAUGUUGUAUAAGAUGGUUUCUUAAUUCUGUCUGCUGGCACACUAUUGAAAAGUAGAACUGUGCAUUAUUUAGUAUCCUCCAUGCAUCAACAUUCCUCAGCAAUACCUGCAAAAGUAAAGUUCCUACAAACCAAGCUGGCUUAAUAUUUUUCUCUUCUAUCCUUUUCCCUUUUCAAAGCAAGGGUGUCCUGGUUUAGGUUCUGAGUGUCAUUGUCCAACUGUAGAAGGAAUUUAAGAAUUUAGAGAAGACUUAUGCAGAACAGAUUGAGUGUUUUGGCUUUUGGUGGUACUGUAGGUGCUAAUACUGGAUGUGAAAUUCCAGGCUUAUUACUCAGCCACUGAUAUUUUUUUUGAGAUGUUUUAAUAUUUUAAUUGUAUAAAACUUGUUUUUUCUAAACUGUAACAGUGUUUGCCUUUCACAUCUGUUGCACUAUUGGCGGAAGUACUAACGGAUUAGUAAAUUUUUUCUUAAACUG